CGGAGACCGCCCAGGAGGCUGCGGCGCUCCUGGGCUAAGUCCUGCCAGGGAGCUCCCCCGUUGCGUGACGGAGGAGGUGGGGCGAGCGCAGCGCGCAGAAAUAGGGCUCUGGACGCCCGAGCGCAGCCAGCCACCAGCACAGCCCGCGGCCCGGUGCGAGCUCCGCCGGCGACCAGUGUGCCAAAGUGCGGUGCUCCCGCACGGAACCUGGCUCGGGGAGGGCCUCUAGGUGAGUGCCGGGCCCGGCGCUCUGCUCCUGGAGCUCCCGCGGGACUGCCUGGGGACAGGGACUGCGGUGGCGCUCGGCCCUCCACUGCGGACCUCUCCUGAGUGGGUGCGCCGAGUCAUGGAGGGCGCAGAGCUGGCCGGGAAGAUCCUUUCCACCUGGCUGACGCUGGUUCUCGGCUUCAUCCUUCUGCCUUCGGUCUUCGGAGUGUCUCUGGGCAUCUCCGAGAUCUACAUGAAGAUCCUGGUGAAAACUUUAGAGUGGGCCACAAUACGAAUUGAAAAAGGAACCCCAAAGGAGUCGAUUCUUAAAAACUCUGCUUCUGUUGGUAUUAUCCAAAGAGAUGAGUCACCCAUGGAAAAAGGGCUCUCUGGUCUACGAGGAAGGGACUUUGAGCUGUCUGAUGUGUUUUAUUUCUCCAAGAAGGGAUUUGAAGCCAUUGUGGAAGAUGAAGUGACCCAGAGGUUUUCCUCAGAGGAGCUAGUGUCAUGGAAUCUCCUUACAAGAACCAAUGUAAAUUUCCAGUACAUCAGUCUGCGGCUCACUAUGGUGUGGGUGCUGGGCGUCAUAGUGCGCUAUUGUGUCCUACUGCCUCUGAGGGUUACCUUGGCUUUCAUUGGGAUCAGUUUGCUGGUUAUAGGAACUACACUGGUUGGGCAGCUGCCAGACAGCAGCCUCAAAAACUGGCUGAGUGAACUGGUCCAUCUGACUUGCUGCCGGAUCUGUGUGCGAUCCCUCUCUGGUACCAUUCAUUAUCAUAACAAGCAGUACAGACCCCAGAAGGGAGGCAUUUGUGUUGCCAACCAUACUUCCCCAAUUGAUGUUUUAAUCUUGACAACGGAUGGAUGUUAUGCUAUGGUUGGCCAGGUUCAUGGCGGCUUGAUGGGAAUUAUUCAGAGAGCUAUGGUCAAGGCUUGUCCUCAUGUCUGGUUUGAACGCUCAGAAAUGAAGGAUCGACAUCUGGUUACUAAGAGACUAAAAGAGCAUAUUGCUGAUAAGAAGAAAUUACCCAUAUUAAUUUUUCCUGAAGGAACUUGCAUCAACAAUACUUCAGUCAUGAUGUUUAAAAAGGGGAGCUUUGAAAUCGGAGGAACCAUACAUCCAGUUGCAAUUAAGUAUAACCCUCAGUUUGGUGAUGCAUUUUGGAACAGUAGUAAGUACAACAUGGUGAGCUACCUGCUUCGAAUGAUGACUAGCUGGGCCAUCGUCUGUGACGUGUGGUACAUGCCCCCGAUGACCAGAGAGGAAGGAGAAGAUGCAGUCCAGUUUGCUAACAGGGUUAAGUCUGCUAUUGCUAUACAAGGAGGUCUGACUGAACUUCCCUGGGAUGGAGGACUAAAGAGAGCAAAGGUGAAGGACACCCUCAAGGAAGAGCAGCAGAAAAAUUACAGCAAGAUGAUUGUGGGCAAUGGAUCUCUCGGCUAAGAGGACAGCUGACAGCCUUUAGAUCUAGAACUAGCCCUUAGGAAUGGAAUGGCUUUGUUUUUUGUUUUGUUUUUAUGAUUGUUAAUCUUUUCUACAGAAUGAUUGUCUCUACCUCUUUAUGCCAGAGGCAGAACCUACAGGUGCCCUUUUUGGCUUUUGUUGUUGUUGUAACAUUAGCCCCAUGGAUUGUAAGGUGGUUUACUGAGUUCAGACAGAUUCUGCUUUGAUAAAAUGAUGGCGUCACUGUUGACUGAAUGAAAUAUUUGUAUAGAAAAAAGUGCUUAUAAAAUGUGUUUGGAACUCAUCGAUAGGGUAAUUCUCCAAAAAUGCCCAAACUCUCUUUUUAUAAUUAGCCUUGCCACUUUCUUCAGUCACUUAAAUGGUGAGAUUACCACAUCAGUGCAAGAUGACCAUUAUGGUUAUGGUCUACUGCAAGGUUGAAAGGAAAAAUGGAGGAU
Rhinopithecus roxellana (golden snub-nosed monkey) is the source of this 2109-nucleotide messenger RNA. It is a transcript of the gene GPAT3, whose product is annotated as glycerol-3-phosphate acyltransferase 3. The coding region runs from base 347 to 1651 and encodes 434 amino acids. Gene Ontology annotation, molecular function: glycerol-3-phosphate O-acyltransferase activity. Gene Ontology annotation, cellular component: endoplasmic reticulum. The record is from RefSeq and is a predicted model, not a curated record. The transcript has 13 exons. Gene Ontology annotation, biological process: triglyceride biosynthetic process. Lineage: Eukaryota; Metazoa; Chordata; Mammalia; Primates; Cercopithecidae.